AUGCAGAACUCUGCCAGGUCGAGAGAAAAUGAUGCCGAGGAUAACAGAGAAGUAACAGAUCAUCAGGAUAAGUUACCAAAGAACAGAACGGAACGCCAGACAGCAAGAGAAGCGCGAGGAAACCCAUCAGAGAUUCAGAACCCACCCAUAGCUGAAGCAAAUGAGGACAUCGCAAGCCAAAGGGCUAGCAUAAGUAGAAGGCGUGAUGCUCUUUCGUCAACUGCAACAAGUGCUGCUACUACUAGACAGCAUUCUGAUGGAAUUCGUAAGCACACCGCUACUCACAAUCAGGAAGACGUACAACAGAAAACCUCUGCGGAAAGCAAAAAAGACAAACAGACGGUAGAAGAACCACGUCUUUCUGGGCGUAUAGAAAAUGAGCAAGAAGAAAAACUAGAACAGUUACAGGCUCAAUUGAAACGGAUGAGCAUGGAACAAUCAAGAUUACAUUCCCAGCUGUACCAGGCUCAACAGAAGGAGAAAAAUAUGGUUCGUGAGUUUAACACAAGGCUCAAUCGUUACCAACUGGAAAACCAAGAAUUGUCUGAGCACUUGCAGGCCAAGCGUGAGGAAUCGAAACAGCUCAGGAUAUCUUAUGCUUCUUUACAAGAGACGCUAGAUGAAAUUCAAGAACGCGCGUUUCGAUCCAUGAAUAAAGGCGGAUGGACAGCACCAGAAGACGGGAAAGUCCGCGACAAUUUCCUAAGACUAGAGGAAAAAAUCAAGAAAUGGGCCAAAACAAACGCUUUUCAAAAUGUCAGUGGCAGGAAUUUGGAUCAUCUGACAGUUGCUCAAAAGCAAGAGGUCAUAGAAAGCUUGUCUGGCUAUUGUGUUUCAGGCAAUUGGGAUCAAAUCAUUCAAAUGAUGGCUCCAGCUGUUGCCAAAAAGGUACCUUACCUGUUUGCCCAAGCAAUGCUUUCAAAGGAUAUUUUUGGCGGCAUAUUUGAGAAUCCUUUCUUUACGCUGGAUGUGCUUGGGGAAGCCAAAUUUCCAGCUUCAUCCCAACUCUUCGGUCUUUACCGGGCUAUGCUCGAAAUCGACGAAACUGAAGCUCACACCUGGCGGGCACAGAUGCUCCGAAUUCUACAGACACCUAACAGGGUUUCCAAAUCGGACAUCGCCUUCGGCGGGAGGUUAGAGGCGGGUCUUUCACGAAUGGCAGAGCAACGCUCAGAUCAAUUUCUUUCUGGAUCAGUGAAAUAUUUACUUAGUACGUCAGGCGGAAAUGAUCAGUCUGUAAAGAAAGCAUUGGCAGACAUAUACACCUUUGCGGGACAGCUGUCGUUGUCAGUAUGGACGCAAAGAUCCUUUUUGGACUGUCCCAAACUCCAGCAUAAUGUCUGUUUCGUUAAUGGGCAUGAAUUAAUGAGUGCCCAUGCAAUCCAUCGUCUUGAUGACGAGGAAGAUACACGACUUGAUGGACAUUCCAUCAUCGCUAUCAUUCAGCCAGCUGUCCUUGCCUUUGGAAAUGAUGACGCGGAACACUAUGAACAACACAAAGUAUGGGCGGGGGCAAUUGUUUUAGUCGAUGAAAGUACAUAA
Messenger RNA from Talaromyces marneffei, 1542 nucleotides. RefSeq lists its product as uncharacterized. The record is from RefSeq and is a predicted model, not a curated record. Lineage: Eukaryota; Fungi; Ascomycota; Eurotiomycetes; Eurotiales; Trichocomaceae. The transcript is spliced from 3 exons. Bases 1 to 1542 code for a protein of 513 amino acids.